Messenger RNA from Closterium sp. NIES-65, 16764 nucleotides. Lineage: Eukaryota; Viridiplantae; Streptophyta; Zygnematophyceae; Desmidiales; Closteriaceae. The record is from the annotation of a GenBank genome assembly.
AUGGGCGCCUAUCUCAAUGGGCGCCUAUCUCUAGGGGCGGCUAUCUCUAUGGGCGUCUAUCUCAAGGGGCGCCUAUCUCUAGGGGUGCCUAUCUCUAUGGGCGCCUAUCUCUAUGGGCGCCUCUCUUUAGGGGCGCCAAUCUCUAGAGGCCCCUAUCUCUAUGGGGCGGCUAUCUCUAGGGGCACCUAUCUCUAUGGGCGCCUAUCUCUAGGGGCGCCAAUCUCUAUGGGCGGCUAUCUCUUUGGGCGCCUAUCUCUAUGGGCGCCUAUCUCUAGGGGCGCCUAUCUCUUGGGGCGCCUAUCUCUAUGGGCGCCUAUCUCUAUGGGCGCCUAUCUCUAUGGGCGCCUAUCUCUAUGGGCGCCUAUCUCUAGGGGUGCCUAUCUCUAUGGGGCGCCUAUCUCUGGGUGCCUAUCUCUAGGGGCGGCUAUCUCUAGGGGCGCAUAUCUCUAUGGGCGCCAAUCUCUAGGGGCGCCUAUCUCGAUAGGCGACUAUCUCUUUGGGCGCCUAUCUCUAUGGGCGCCUAUCUCUAUGGGCGCCUAUCUCUUGGGGCGCCUAUCUCUAGGGCGCCUAUCUUUAGCGGCGCCUAUCCCUCCUUCCAUCACCCCGCACCAUUCUCCCGCCUUCCAUCACCCCGCCCCAUUCCUCCACUUUCCAUCACCCCGGCCCAUUCUCCCGCUUUCCAUCAUCCCGCCCUAUUCUCCCGCUUUCCAUAACCCCAACCCAUUCUCCCGCUUUCCAUCACCGCGCCCCAUUCUCCUCCCUUCCAUCACCCCGCCCCAUUCUCCCGCUUUCCAUUACCCCGCCCCAUUCUCCCGCUUUCCAUCACCGCGCCCCAUUCUCCCGCUUUCCAUCACCCCGCCCUAUUCUCCCGCUUUCCAUCAACCCGUCCCAUUCUCCCGCUUUCCAUCAUCCCGCCCCAUUCUCCCGCUUUCCAUCACCCCGCCCCAUUCUCCCGCUUUCCAUCACCCCACCCCAUUCUCCCGCUUUCCAUCACCCCGCCCCAUUCUCCCGCUUUCCAUCACCCCGCCCCAUUCUCCCUCCUUCCAUCACCCCGCUCCAUUCUCCCUCCUUCUAUCACCCCGCCCCAUUCUCCCUCCUUACAUCACCCCGCCCCAUUUCCCUGGCUUCCAUCACCCCGCCACAUUCUCCCGCUUUCCACCACCCCGCCCCAUUCUCCCGCUUUCCAUCACCCCGCCCCAUCCUCCCACCUUCCAUCACCCCGCCCCAUUCUCCCGCUUUCCAUCACCCCACCCCAUUCUCCAACUUUCCAUCACCCCGCCCCAUACUCCCGCUUUCCAUCACCCCGCCCCAUUCUCCCGCUUUCCAUCACCCCGCCCCAUUCUCCCGCUUUCCAUCACCCCGCCCCAUUCUCCCGCUUUCCAUCACCCCGCCCCAUUUUCCCGCUUUCCAUCACCCCGCCCAUUCUCCCGCUUUCCAUCACCCUGCCCCAUUCUCCCGCUUUCCAUCACCCCGCCCCAUUCUCCCGCUACCGAUCACCCCGCCCCAUUCUCCCGCUUUCCAUCACCCCGCCCCAUUCUCCCUCCUUCCAUCACCCCGCCCCAUUCUCCCUCCUUCCAUCACCCCGCCCCAUUCUCCCGCUUUCCAUCACCCCGCCCCAUUCUCCCGCUUUCCAUCACCCCGCCCCAUUCUCCCGCUAUCGAUCUCCCCGCCCCAUUCUCCCGCUUUCUAUCACCCCGCCCCAUUCUCCCUCCUUCCACCACCCCGCCCCAUUCUUCCUCCUCCCAUCACCCCUCCCCAUUCUCCCGAUUUCCAUCACCCCGUCCCACUCUCCCGCUUUCCAUCACCCCGCCCCAUUCUCCCUCCUUCCAUCACCCCGGCCCAUUCUCCCGCUUUCCAUCACCCCGCCCCAUUCUCCCGCUUUCCAUCACCCCACCCCAUUGUCCCGCUUUCCAUCACCCCGUCCGAUUCUCCCUCCUUCCAUCACCCCGCCCCAUUCUCCCUCCUUCGAUCACCCCGCCCAAUUCUCCCGCUUUCCAUCACCCCGCCCCAUUCUCCCGCUUUGCAUCACUCCGCCCCAUUCUCCCCCCACCCCAUUCUCCAUCUUUUCAUCACCCCGCCCCAUUCUCCCGCUUUCCAUCACCCCGCACAAUUCUUCCGCUUUCCAUCACCCCGCCCCAUUCCCCCUCCUUCCAUCACCCCGCCCCAUUCUCUCGCUUUCCAUCACCCCUCCCCAUUCUCCCGCUUUCCAUCACCCCACCCCAUUCUCCAUCUUUUCAUCACCCCGCCCCAUUCUCCCGCUUUCCAUCACCCCGCCCCAUUCUCCCGCUUUCCAUCACCCCACCCCAUUGUCCCGCUUUCCAUCACCCCGCCCCAUUCUCCCGCUUUCCAUCACCCCGUCCGAUUCUCCCUCCUUCCAUCACCCCGCCCCAUUCUCCCUCCUUCGAUCACCCCGCCCAAUUCUCCCGCUUUCCAUCACCCCGCCCCAUUCUCCCGCUUUGCAUCACUCCGCCCCAUUCUCCCGUUUUCCAUCACCCGCCCCAUUCUCCCGCUUUCCACCACCCCGCCUCAUUCUCCCGCUUUCCAUCACCCCGCCCCAUAAUCCCGCUUUCCAUCACCCCGUCCCAUUCUCCCUCCUUCCAUCACCCCACCCCAUUCUCACUCCUUCCAUCACCCCGCCCCAUUCUCCCUCCUUCCAUCACCCCGCCCCAUUCUCCCGUGUUCCAUCACCCCGCCCCAUUCUCCCGCUUUCCAUCACCCCGCCCCAUUCUCCCGCUUUCCAUCACCCCGGCCCAUUCUCCCGCUUUCCAUCAGCCCACCCCAUUCUCCAUCUUUUCAUCACCCCGCCCCAUUCUCCCGCUUUCCAUCACCCCGCACAAUUCUUCCGCUUUCCAUCACCCCGCCCCAUUCCCCCUCCUUCCAUCACCCCGCCCCAUUCUCUCGCUUUCCAUCACCCCUCCCCAUUCUCCCGCUUUCCAUCACCCCACCCCAUUCUCCAUCUUUUCAUCACCCCGCCCCAUUCUCCCACUUUCCAUCACCCCGCACCAUUCUCCCGCUUUCCAUCAACCCGCCCCAUUCUCCCUCCUUCCAUCACCCCGCCCCAUUCUCCCGCCUUCCAUCACCUCGCCCCAUUCUCCCGCUUUCCAUCACCCCGCUCCAUUCUCCCGCUUUCCAUCACCCCGUCUGAUUCUCCCGCGUUCCAUCACCCCUCCCCAUUCUACCUCCUUCCAUCACCCCGCCCCAUUCUCCCUCCUUCAAUCACCCCGCCCAAUUCUCCCGCUUUCCAUCACCCCGCCCCAUUCUCUCGCUUUGCAUCACUCCGCCCCAUUCUCCCGUUUUCCAUCACCCGCCCCAUUCUCCCGCUUUCCACCACCCCGCCUCAUUCUCCCGCUUUCCAUCACCCCGCCCCAUAAUCCCACUUUCCACCACCCCGCCUCAUUCUCCCGCUUUCCAUCAUCCCGCCCCAUUCUCCCGCUUUCCUUCACCCCGACCCAUUCUCCCGCUUUCCAUCACCCCGCACCAUUCUCCCGCUUUCCAUCACCCCGCCCCAUUCUCCCGCUUUCCAUCACCCCGCCCCAUUCUCCCGCUUUCCAUCACCCCGCCCCAUUCUCCCGCUUUCCAUCACCCCGCCCCAAUCUCCCUCUUUCCAUCACCCCACCCCAUUCUCCCUCCUUCCAUCACCUCGGCCCAUUCUCCUUCCUUCCAUCACCCUGCCCCAUUCUCCUUCCUUCCAUCACCCCACCCCAUUUUCCCGUUUUCCAUCACCCCGCCCCAUUCUCCUGCUUUCCAUCACCCCGCCCCAUUCUCCUGCUUUCCACCACCCCGCCCCAUUCUCCCGCUUUCCAUCACCCCGCCCCAUUCUCCCGCUUUCCAUCACCCCACCCCAUCCUCCCACCUUCUAUCACCCCGUCCCAUUCUCCCUCCUUCCAUCACCUCGCCCCAUUCUCCCGCUUUCCAUCACUCCGCCCCAUUCUCCCGCUUUCCAUCACCCCGCCCCAUUCUCCCGCUUUCUAUCACCCCGCCUCAUUCCCCCGCUUUCCAUCACCCCGCCCCAUUCUCCCGCUCUCCAUCACCCCGCCCCGUUCUCCCGCUUUCCAUCACCCCGCCCAAUUCUCCCGCUUUCCAUCACCCCGCCCCAUUCUCCCGCUUUCCAUCACCCCGCCCCAUUCUCCCUCUUUCCAUCACCCCGCCCCAUUCUCCCUCCUUCCAUCACCCCGCCCCAUUCUCCCGCUUUCCAUCACCACGCCCCAUUCUCCCUCCUUCCAUCACCCCGCCCCAUUCUCCCUCCUUCCAUCACCCCGCCCUAUUCUCCCGCUUUCCAUCACCCCGCCCCAUUCACCCGCUUCCCAUGACCCCACCCCCUUCUCCCGCUUUCCGUCACCCCGCUACAUUCUCCUGCUUUCUAUCACCCCGCCCCAUUCUCCCUCCUUCCAACACCCCGCCCCAUUCUCCCGCUUUCCAUCACCCCGCCCCAUUCUCCCGAUUUCCAUCACCCCGCCUGAUUCUCCCGCUUUCCAUCACCCCGCCCCAUUCUCCCGCUUUCCAUCAACCCGCCCCAUUCUCCCGCUUUCCAUCAUCCCGCCCCAUUCUCCCUCCUUCCAUCACCCCGCCCCAUUCUCCCGCUUUCCAUCACUCCGCCCCAUUCUCACUCCUUCCAUCACCCCGCCCCAUUCUCCCUCAUUCCAUCACCCCGCCCCAUUCUCCCGCUUUCCAUCACCCCGCCCCAUUCUCCCGCUUCCCAUAACCCCACCCCAUUCUCCCGCUUUCCAUCACCCCGCCACAUUUUCCCACUUUCCAUCACCCCGCCCCCUUCUCUCUCCUUCCAUCACCCCGCCCCAUUCUCCCUCCUUCCAUCACCCCGCCCCAUUCUCCCACAUUCCAUCAGCCCGGCCCAUUCUCCCGCUUUCCAUCACCCCGCCCCUUUCUCCCGCUUUCCAUCACCCCGCCCCAUUCUCCCGCUUUCCAUCACCCCGCCCCAUUCACCCGCUUUCCAUCACCCCGCCCCAUUCUCCCGCUUUCCAUCACUUAGCCCCAUUCUCCCGCUUUCCAUCACCCGCCCCAUUUUUCCGCUUUCCAUCACCCCGCCCCAUUCUCCCGCUUUCCAUCACCCUGCCCCAAUCUCCCGCUUUCCAUCACCCCGCCCCAUUCUCCCUCCUUCCAUCACCCCGCCCCAUUCUCCCGCUUUCCAUCACCCUGCCCCAAUCUCCCGCUUUCCAUCACCCCACCCCAUUCUCCCUCCUUCCAUCACCCCGCCCCAUUCUCCCGCUUUCCAUCACCCCGCUCCAUUCUCCCGCUUUCCAUCACCCAGCCCCAUUCUCCCGCUUUCCAUCAUCCCGCCCCAUUCUCCCGCUUUCCAUCACCCCGCCCCAUUCUCCCGCUUUCCAUCACCCCGCCCCAUUCUCCCUCCUUCCAUCACCCCGCCCCAUUCUCCCGCUUUGCAUCACCCCGCCCCAUUCUCCCGCUUUCCAUCACCCCGCCCCAUUCUCCCUCCUUCCAUCACCCCGCCCCAUUCUCCCGCUUUCCAUCACCCCGCCCUGUUCUCCCGCUUCCCAUAACCCCACCCCCUUCUCCCGCUUUCCAUCACCCCGCCACAUUCUCCCGCUUUCUAUCACCCCGCCCCAUUUUCCCUCCUUCCAUCACCCCGCUUUCCAUCACUCCGCCCCAUUCUCCCGAUUUCCAUCACCCCGCCCCAUUCUCCCGCUUUUCAUCACCCCGCCCCAUUCUCCCGCUUUCCAUCACCCCGCCCCAUUCUCCCGCUUUCCAUCAUCCCGCCCCAUUCUCCCUCCUUCCAUCACCCCGCCCCAUUCUCCCGCUUUCCAUCACUCCGCCCCAUUCUCCCUCCUUCCAUCACCCCGCCCCUUUUUCUCCCUCCUUCCAUCACCCCGCCCCAUUCUCCCGCUUUCCAUCACCCCGCCCCAUUCUCCCACUUCCCAUAACCCCACCCCAUUCUCCCGCUUUCCAUCACCCGCCACAUUCUCCCACUUUCCAUCACGCCGCCCCCUUCUCUCUCCUUCCAUCACCCCGCCCCAUUCUCCCUCCUUCCAUCACCCCGCCCCAUUCUCCCGCUUUCCAUCAGCCCGCCCCAUUCUCCCGCUUUCCAUCACCCCUCCCCUUUCUCCUGCUUUCCAUCUCCCCGCCCCAUUCUCCCGCUUUCCAUCACCCCGCCCCAUUCUCCCGCUUUCCAUCACCCCGCCCCAUUCUUCCGCUUCCCAUCAUCCCGCCCCAUUCCCCCGCUUUCCAUCACCCCUCCCCAUUCUCCCUCCUUCCAUCACCCCGCCCCAUUCUCUCGCUUUCCAUCACCCCGCCCCAUUCUCCCGCCCGCCCCAUUCUCCCGCUACCGCCCCAUUCUCCCGCUUUCCAUCACCCCUCCCCUUUCUCCCGCUUUCCAUCUCCCCGCCCCAUUCUCCCGCUUUCCAUCACCCCGCCCCAUUCUCCCGCUUUCCAUCACCCCGCCCCAUUCUUCGGCUUCCCAUCAUCCCGCCCCAUUCCCCCGCUUUCCAUCAUCCCUCCCCAUUCUCCCUCCUUCCAUCACCCCGCCCCAUUCUCCCACUUUCCAUCACCCCGCCCCAUUCUCCCGCUUUCCAUCACCCCGCCCCAUUCUCCCGCUUUCCAUCACUCCGCCCCAUUCUCCCGCUUUCCAUCACCCCGACCCAUUCUCCCACUUUCCAUCACCCCGCCCCAUUCUCCCUCCUUCCAUCACCCCGCCUCAUUCUCCCUCCUUCCAUCACCCCGCCCCAUUCUCCCGCUUUCCAUCACCCCGCCCCAUUCUCCCGCUUUCCAUCACUUAGCCCCAUUCUCCCGCUUUCCAUCACCCCGCCCCAUUUUUCCGCUUUCCAUCACCCCGCCCCAUUCUCCCGCUUUCCAUCACCCUGCCCCAAUCUCCCGCUUUCCAUCAACCCGCCCCAUUCUCCCUCCUUUCAUCACCCCGCCCCAUUCUCCCGCUUUCCAUCACCUCGCCCCAUUCUCCCGCUUUCCAUCACCCAGCCCCAUUCUCCCGCUUUCCAUCACCCCGCCCCAUUCUCCCGCUUUCCAUCACCCCGCCCCAUUCUCCCGCUUUCCAUCACCCCGCCCCAUUCUCCCUCCUUCCAUCACCCCGCCCCAUUCUCCCGCUUUCCAUCACCCCGCCCCAUUCUCCCUCCUUCCAUCACCCCGCCCCAUUCUCCCUCCUUCCAUCACCCCGCCCCAUUCUCCCGCUUUCCAUCACCCCGCCCCUUUCUCCCGCUUCCCAUAACCCCACCCCAUUCUCCCGCUUUCCAUCACCCCGCCACAUUUUCCCGCUUUCUAUCACCCCGCCCCAUUCUCCCUCCUUCCAUCACCCCGCCCCAUUCUCCCGCUUUCCAUCACCCUGCCCCAAUCUCCCGCUUUCCAUCACCCCGCCCCAUUCUCCCUCCUUCCAUCACCCCGCCCCAUUCUCCCGCUUUCCAUCACCCCGCCCCAUUCUCCCGCUUUCCAUCACCCAGCCCCAUUCUCCCGCUUUCCAUCACCCUGCCCCAUUCUCCCGCUUUCCAUCACCCCGCCCCAUUCUCCCGCUUUCCAUCACCCCGCCCCAUUCUCCCUCCUUCCAUCACCCCGCCCCAUUCUCCCUCCUUCCAUCACCCCGCCCCAUUCUCCCUCCUUCCAUCACCCCGCCCCAUUCUACCGCUUUCCAUCACCCCGCCCCAUUCUCCCGCUUCCCAUAACCCCACCCCAUUCUCCCGCUUUCCAUCAACCCGCCACAUUUUCCCGCUUUCUAUCACCCCGCCCCAGUCUCCCUCCUUCCAUCACCCGCCCCAUUCUCCCGCUUUCCAUCACCCCGCCCCAUUCUCCCGAUUUCCGUCACCCCGCCCCAUUCUCCCGCUUUCCAUCACCCCGCCCCAUUCUCCCGCUUUCCAUCUACCCGCCCCAUUCUCCCUCCUUCCAUCACCCCGCCCCAUUCUCCCGCUUUCCACCACCCCGCCCCAUUCUGCCGCUUCCCAUAACCCCACCCCAUUCUCCCGCUUUCCAUCACCCCGCCACAUUCUCCCAUUUUCCAUCACCCCGCCCCCUUCACUCUCCUUCCAUCACCCCGCCCCAUUCUCCCUCCUUCCAUCACCCCGCCCCAUUCUCCCGCUUUUCAUCAGCCCGCCCCAUUCUCCCGCUUUCCAUCACCCCUCCCCUUUCUCCCGCUUUCCAUCUCCCCGCCCCAUUCUCCCGCUUUCCAUCACCCCGCCCCAUUCUCCCGCUUUCCAUCACCCCGCCCCAUUCUUCGGCUUCCCAUCAUCCCGCCCCAUUCCCCCGCUUUCCAUCACCCCUCCCCAUUCUCCCUCCUUCCAUCACCCCGCCCCAUUCUCUCGCUUUCCAUCACCCCGCCCCAUUCUCCUGCUUUCCAUCACCCCGCCCCAUUCUCCCUUUUUCCAUCACCCCGCCCCAUUCUCCCUCCUUCCAUCACCCUGUCCCAUUCUCCCGCUUUCUAUCACCCCGCCCCAUUCUCCCUCCUUCCAUCACCCCGCCCCAUUCUCCCUCAUUCCAUCACCCCGCUCCAUUCUCCCGCUUUCCAUCACCCCGCACCAUUCUCCCGCUUCCCAUAACCCCACCCCAUUCUCCCGCUUUCCAUCACCCCGCCACAUUUUCCCACUUUCCAUCACCCCGCCCCCUUCUCUCUCCUUCCAUCACCCCGCCCCAUUCUCCCUCCUUCCAUCACCCCGCCCCAUUCUCCCGCUUUCCAUCAGCCCGCCCCAUUCUCCCGCUUUCCAUCACCCUGCCGCUUUCUCCCGCUUUCCAUCUCCCCGCCCCAUUCUCCCGCUUUCCAUCACACCGCCCCAUUCUCCCGCUUUCCAUCACCCCGCCCCAUUCUUCCGCUUCCCAUCAUCCCGCCCCAUUCCCCCGCUUUCCAUCACCCCUCCCCAUUCUCCCUCCUUCCAUCACCCCGCCCCAUUCUCCCACUUUCCAUCACCCGCCCCAAUCUCCCGCUUUCCAUCACCUCGCCCCAUUCUCCCGCUUUCCAUCACCCCGCCCCAUUCUUCUGCUUUCCAUCACCCCGCCCCAUUCUCCCGCUUUCCAUCACCCUGCCCCAUGCACCCGCUUUCCAUCACCCGCCCCAUUCUCCCGCUUUCCAUCAUCCCGCCCCAUUCUCCCGCUUUCCAUCACCCCGCCCCAUUCUCCCGCUUUUCAUCACCCCGCCCCAUUCUCCCGCUUUCCAACACCCCAGCCCAUUCUCUCGCUUUCCAUCACCCCGCCCCCUUCUUCCUCCUUCCAUCACCCGCCCCAUUCUCCCGCUUUCCAUCACCCCGCUCCAUUCUCCCGCUUUCCAUCACCCCGCCCCAUUCUCCCGCUUCCCAUAACCCCACCCCAUUCUCCCGCUUUCCAUCACCCCGCCACAUUUUCCGACUUUCCAUCACCCCGCCCCCUUCUCUCUCCUUCCAUCACCCCGCCCCAUUCUCCCUCCUUCCAUCACCCCGCCCCAUUCUCCCGCUUUCCAUCAGCCCGCCCCAUUCUCCCGCUUUCCAUCAACCCGCCCCUUUCUCCCGCUUUCCAUCUCCCCGCCCCAUUCUCCCGCUUUCCAUCACACCGCCCCAUUCUUUCGCUUUCCAUCACCCCGCCCCAUUCUUCCGCUUCCCAUCAUCCCGCCCCAUUCCCCCACUUUCCAUCACCCCUCCCCAUUCUCCCUCCUUCCAUCACCCCGCCCCAUUCUCCCACUUUCCAUCACCCCCCCAUUCUCCCGCUUUCUAUCACCUCGCCCCAUUCUCCCGCUUUCCAUCACCCCGCCCCAUUCUUCUGCUUUCCAUCACCCCGCCCCAUUCUCCCGCUUUCUAUCACCCUGCCCCAUUCACCCGCUUUCCAUCACCCGCCCCAUUCUCCCGCUUUCAAUCAACCCGCCCCAUUCUCCCGCUUUCCAUCACCCCGCCCCAUUCUCCCGCUUUUCAUCACCCCGCCCCAUUCUCCCGCUUUCCAACACCCCAGCCCAUUCUCUCGCUUUCCAUCACCCCGACCCCUUCUUCCUCCUUCCAUCACCCCGCCCCAUUCUCUCUCCUUCCUUCACCCCGCCCCAUUCUCCCGCUUUCCAUCACCCUGCCCCAUUCUCCCGCUUUCCAUCACCCCGCCCCAUUCUCCCGCUUUUCCAUCACCCCGCCCCAUUCUCCCUCCUUCCAUCACCCCGCCCCAUUCUCCCGCUUUCCAUCACCCGGCCCCAUUCUCCCGCUUUCCAUCACCCCGCCCCCUUCUCCCUCCUCCCAUCACCCCGCCCCAUUCUCCCUCCUUCCAUCACCCUGCCCUAUUCUCCCGCUUUCCAUCAGCCCGCCCCAUUCUCCCGCUUUCCAUCACCGCGCCCCUUUUUCCCGCUUUCCAUCACCCCGCCCCAUUCUACCGCUUUCCAUCACCCCACCCCAUUCUCCCGCUUCCCAUCAACUCGCCCCAUUCUCCCGCUUUCCAUCACCCCGCCCCAUUCUCCCUCCUUCCAUCACCCCUCCCCAUUCUCCCUCUUUCCAUCACCCCGCCCCAAUCUCCCGCUUUCCAUCACCCCGCCCCCUUCUCCCUCCUUCCAUCACCCCGCCCCAUUCUCCCUCCUUCCAUCACCCCGCCCCAUUCUCCCGCUUUCCAUCACCCCGCCCCAUUCUCCCGCUUUCCAUCACCCCGCCCCUUUCUCCCGCUUUCCAUCACCCCGCCCCAUUCUCUCGCUUUCCAUCACCCCGCCCCAUUCUCCCGCUUCCCAUCAUCCCACCCCAUUCCCCCGCUUUCCAUCACCCCUCCCCAUUCUCCCUCCUUCCAUCACCCCGCCCCAUUCUCCCGCUUUCCAUCACCCCGCCCCAUUCUCCCUCCUUCCAUCACCCCGCCCCAUUCUCCCUCCUUCCAUCACCCCGCCCCAUUCUCCCGCUUUCCAUCACCCCGCCCCAUUCUCCCGCUUCCCAUAACCCCACCCCAUUCUCCAGCUUUCCAUCACCCCGCCACAAUCUUCCACUUUCCAUCACCCCGCCCCCUUCUCUCUCCUUCCAUCACCCCGCCCCAUUCUCCCUCCUUCCAUCACCCCGCCCCAUUCUCCCUCUUUCCGUCAGCCCGCCCCAUUCUCCCGCUUUCCAUCACCCCUCCCCUUUCUCCCGCUUUCCAUCUCCCCGCCCCAUUCUCCCGCUCUCCAUCACCCCGCCCCAUUCUCCCGCUUUCCAUUACCCCGCCCCAUUCUUCCGCUUCCCAUCAUCCCGCCCUAUUCCCCCACUUUCCAUCACCCCUUCCCAAUCUCCCUCCUUCUAUCACCCCGCCCCAUUCUCUCGCUUUCCAUCACCCCGCCCCAUUCUCCCGCUUUCCAUCACCCCGCCCCAUUCUCCCAUCACCCCGCCCCAUUCUUCCACUUUCCAUCACCACGCCCCAUUCUCCCGCUUUCCAUCACCCCGCCCCAUUCUCCUGCUCUCCAUCACUCCGCCCCAUUCUCCUGCUGUCCAUCACCCCGCCCCAUUCUCCCGAUUUCCAUCACCCCGCCCCAUUUUUCUCCUUCCAUCACCCCGCCUCAUUCUACCUCCUUCCAUCACCCUGCCCCAUUCUCCCGCUUUCUCCCGCCCCAUUCUCCCGCUUUCCAUCACCCCGCCCCUUUCUCCCGCUUUCCAUCUUCCCGCCCCAUUCUCUCGCUUUCCAUCACCCCGCCCCAUUCUCCCGCUUUCCAUCACCCCGCCCCAUUCUCCCGCUUCCCAUCAUCCCGCCCCAUUCCCCCGCUUUCCAUCACCCCUCCCCAUUCUCCCUCCUUCCAUCACCCCGCCCCAUUCUCCCGCUUUCCAUCACCCGCCCCAUUCUCCCGCAUUCCAUUACCCCACCCCAUUCUCCCGCCCACCCCAUUUACCCGCUUUCCAUCACACCGCCCUAUGCUCCCGCUUUCCAUCACCCCGCUCCAUUCUCCUGCUUUCCAUCACCCCGCCCCAUUCUCCCGCUUUCCAUCACCCCGCCCCAUUCUCCCGCUUUCCAUCACUCCGCCCCAUUCUCCCGCUUUCCAUCACCCCGCCCCAUUCUCCCGCUUUCCAUCACCCCGCCCCAUUCUUCUCCUUCCAUCACCCUGCCUCAUUCUACCUCCUUCCAUCACCCCGCCCCAUUCUCCCACUUUCCAUCACCCCGCCCCAUUCUCCCGCUUUCCAUCACCCCGCCCCAUUCUCCCGCUUUCCAUCACCACGCCCCAUUCUCCCGCUUUCCAUCACCCCGCCCCAUUCUCCCUCCUUCCAUCACCCUGCCCCAUUCUCCCGCUUUCCCCCUCCCCAUUCUCCCGCUUUCCAUCACCCCGCCCCAUUCUCUCGCUUUCCAUCACCCCACCCCAUUCUCCCGCUUUCCAUCACCCCGCCCCCUUCUCCCUCCUUCCAUCACCCCGCCCCAUUCUCCCUCCUUCCAUCACCCCGCCCCAUUCUCCUACUUUCUAUCAGCCCGCCCCAUUCUCCCGCUUUCCAUCUCCCCGCCCCAUUCUCCCGCUUUCCAUCACCCAGCCCCAUUCUCCCGCUUUCCAUCACCCCGCCCUAUUCUCCCGCUUCCCAUCAUCCCGCCCCAUUCCCCCGCUUUCCAUCACCCCUCCCCAUUCUCCCUCCUUCCAUCACCCCGCCCCAUUCUCCCGCUUUCCAUCACCCGCCCCAUUCUCCCGCUUUCCAUCACCUCGCCCCAUUCUCCCGCUUUCCAUCACCUCGCCCCAUUCUUCUGCUUUCCAUCACCCCGCCCCAUUCUCCCGCUUUUAAUCACCCCGCCCCAUUCUCCCGCUUUCCAUCACCCCGCCCCAUCCUCCCGCUUUUCAUCACCCCGCCCCAUUCUCCCGCUUUCCAACACCCCGCCCCGUUCUCCCGCUUUCCAUCACCCCGUCCCAUUCUCCCGCUUUCCAUCACCCCGCCCCGUUCUCCCGCUUUCCAUCACCCCGCCCCAUCCUCCCUCUUUUCAUCACCCCGCCCCAUUCUCCCGCUUUCCAACACCCCGCCCCGUUCUCCCGCUUUCCAUCACCCCGCCCCAUUCUCCCGCUUUCCAUCACCCCGCCCCAUUCUCCCGCUUUCCAUCACUCCGCCCCAUUCUCCCGCUUUCCAUCACCCCGCCCCAUUCUCCCGCUAUCCAUCAACCCGCCCCAUUCUCCCUCCUUCCAUCACCCCGCCUCAUUCUCCCUCCUUCCAUCACCCCGCCCCAUUCUCCCGCUUUCCAUCACCCCGCCAUAUUCUCCUGCUUUCCAUCACCCAGCCCCAUUCUCGCGCUUUCCAUCACCCCGCCCCAUUUUCCCGCUUUCCAUCACCCCGCCCCAUUCUCCCGCUUUCUAUCACCCUGCCCCAAUCUCCCACUUUCCAUCACCCCGCCCCAUUCUCCCUCCUUCCAUCUCCCCGCCCCAUUCUCCCGCUUUCCAUCACCCCGCCCCAUUCUCCCGCUUUCCAUAACCCCGCCCCAUUCUCCCUCCUUUCAUCACCCGCCCCAUUCUCCUUCCUUCCAUCACCCCGCCCCAUUCUCCCUCCUUCCAUCACCCCGCCCCAUUCUCCCACUUUCCAUCGGCCCGCCCCAUUCUCCCGCUUUCCAUCACCCCGCCCCAUCCUCCCGCUUUCCAUCACCCCGCCCCAUUCUCCCGCUUUCCAUCACCCUGCCCCAUUCUCCCGCUUUCCAUCAGCCCACCCCAUUUUCCCGCUUUCCAUCACCCCGCCCCAUUUUCCCGCUUUCCAUCACCCUGCCGCAUUCUCCCUCCUUCCAUCAACCCGCCUCAUUCUACCUCCUUCCAUCACCCCGCCCCAUUCCCCCGCUUUCCAUCACCUCGCCCCAUUCUCCCGCUUUCCAUCACCCCGCCCCAUUCUUCUGCUUUCCAUCACCCCGCCUCAUUCUCCCGCUUUCCACUACCCCGCCCCAUUCACCCGCUUUCUAUCACCCGCCCCAUUCUCCCGCUUUCCAUCACCCCGCCCCAUUCUCCCGCUUUCCAUCACCCCGCCCCAUUCUCCCGCUUUUCAUCACCCCGCCCAAUUCUCCCGCUUUCCAACACCCCACCCCAUUCUCCCGCUUUCCAUCACCUCGCCCCAUUCUCCCGCUUUCCAUCACCCCGCCCCAUUCUCCCGCUUUCCAUCACUCCGCCCCAUUCUCCCGCUUUCCAUCACCCCGCCCCAUUCUCCCGCUUUCCAUCACCCCGCCCCAUUCUCCCUCCUUCCAUCACCCCGCCUCAUUCUCCCGCUUCCCAUCAUCCCGCCCCAUUCCCCCGCUUUCCAUCACCUCUCCCUCCUUCCAUCACCCCGCCCCAUUCUCCCGCUUUCCAUCACCCCACCCCAUUCUCCCGCUUUCUAUCACCCCACCCCAUUCUCCCGCUUUCCAUCACCCCGCCCCAUUGUCCCGCUUUCCAUCACCCCGCCCCAUUGUCCCGCUUUCCAUCACCCCGCCCCAUUCUCCCACUUUCCAUCUCCCCGCCCCAUUCUCCCGCUUUCCAUCUCCCCGCCCCAUUCUCCCGCUUUCCAUCACCCCGCCCCAUUCUCCCGCUUUCCAUCACCCCGCCCCAUUCUCCCGCUUUCGAUCGCCCCGCCCCAUUCUCCCUCCUUCCAUCACCCCGCCCCAUUCUCCCUCCUUCCAUCACCCCGCCCCAUUCUCCCGCUUUCCAUCACCCCGCCCCAUUCUCCCGCUUUCCAUCACCCCGCCCCAUUCUCCCGCUUUCCAUCACCCCGCCCCAGUCUCCCGCUUUCCAUCACCCCGCCCCAUUCUCCCGCUUUCCAUCACUCCGCCCCAUUCUCCCGCUUUCCAUCACCCCGCCCCAUUCUCCCGCUUUCCAUCAUCCCGCCCCAUUCUUCUCCUUCCAUCACCCUGCCUCAUUCUACCUCCUUCCAUCACCCCGCCCCAUUCUCCCACUUUCCAUCACCCCGCCCCAUUCUCCCGCUUUCCAUCACCCCGCCCCAUUCUCCAGCUUUCCAUCACCACGCCCCAUUCUCCCGCUUUCCAUCACCCCGCCCCAUUCUCCCUCCUUCCAUCACCCUGCCCCAUUCUCCCGCUUUCCCCCUCCCCAUUCUCCCGCUUUCCAUCACCCCGCCCCAUUCUCUCGCUUUCCAUCACCCCACCCCAUUCUCCCGCUUUCCAUCACCUUGCCCCCUUCUCCCUCCUUCCAUCACCCCGCCCCAUUCUCCCUCCUUCCAUCACCCUGCCCCAUUCUCCUACUUUCUAUCAGCCCGCCCCAUUCUCCCGCUUUCCAUCUCCCCGCCCCAUUCUCCCGCUUUCCAUCACCCCGCCCCAUUCUCCCGCUUUCCAUCACCCCGCCCUAUUCUCCCGCUUCCCAUCAUCCCGCCCCAUUCCCCCGCUUUCCAUCACCCCUCCCCAUUCUCCCUCCUUCCAUCACCCCGCCCCAUUCUCCCGCUUUCCAUCACCCGCCCCAUUCUCCCGCUUUCCAUCACCUCGCCCCAUUCUCCCACUUUCCAUCACCUCGCCCCAUUCUUCUGCUUUCCAUCACCCCGCCCCAUUCUCCCGCUUUUAAUCACCCCGCCCCAUUCUCCCGCUUUCCAUCACCCCGCCCCAUCCUCCCGCUUUUCAUCACCCCGCCCCAUUCUCCCGCUUUCCAACACCCCGCCCCGUUCUCCCGCUUUCCAUCACCCCGUCCCAUUCUCCCGCUUUCCAUCACCUCGCCCCGUUCUCCCGCUUUCCAUCACCCCGCCCCAUCCUCCCUCUUUUCAUCACCCCGCCCCAUUCUCCCGCUUUCCAACACCCCGCCCCGUUCUCCCGCUUUCCAUCACCCCGCCCCAUUCUCCCGCUUUCCAUCACCCCGCCCCAUUCUCCCGCUUUCCAUCACUCCGCCCCAUUCUCCCGCUUUCCAUCACCCCGCCCCAUUCUCCCGCUAUCCAUCAACCCGCCCCAUUCUCCCUCCUUCCAUCACCCCGCCUCAUUCUCCCUCCUUCCAGCACCCCGCCCCAUUCUCCCGCUUUCCAUCACCCCGCCCCAUUCUCCUGCUUUCCAUCACCCAGCCCCAUUCUCGCGCUUUCCAUCACCCCGCCCCAUUUUCCCGCUUUCCAUCACCCCGCCCCAUUCUCCCGCUUUCCAUCACCCUGCCCCAAUCUCCCACUUUCCAUCACCCCGCCCCAUUCUCCCUCCUUCCAUCUCCCCGCCCCAUUGUCCCGCUUUCCAUCACCCCGCCCCAUUCUCCCGCUUUCCAUAACCCCGCCCCAUUCUCCCUCCUUUCAUCACCCGCCCUAUUCUCCUUCCUUCCAUCACCCCGCCCCAUUCUCCCUCCUUCCAUCACCCCGCCCCAUUCUCCCACUUUCCAUCGGCCCGCCCCAUUCUCCCGCUUUCCAUCACCCCGCCCCAUUCUCCCGCUUUCCAUCACCCCGCCCCAUUCUCCCGCUUUCCAUCACCCUGCCCCAUUCUCCCGCUUUCCAUCAGCCCACCCCAUUUUCCCGCUUUCCAUCACCCCGCCCCAUUCUCCCGCUUUCCAUCACCCUGCCCCAUUCUCCCUCCUUCCAUCACCCCGCCUCAUUCUACCUCCUUCCAUCACCCCGCCCCAUUCCCCCGCAUUCCAUCACCUCGCCCCAUUCUCCAGCUUUCCAUCACCCCGCCCCAUUCUUCUGCUUUCCAUCACCCCGCCUCAUUCUCCCGCUUUCCACCACCCCUCCCCAUUCACCCGCUUUCUAUCACCCGCCCCAUUCUCCCGCUUUCCAUCACCCCGCCCCAUUCUCCCGCUUUCCAUCACCCCGCCCCAUUCUCCCGCUUUUCAUCACCCCGCCCAAUUCUCCCGCUUUCCAACACCCCACCCCAUUCUCCCGCUUUCCAUCACCUCGCCCCAUUCUCCCGCUUUCCAUCACCCCGCCCGUGUGUUCAACCCACCGUGUGUUACACCCACCAUGUGUUAAACCUACCGUGUGUUCAACCCACCGUGUGUUCAACCCACCGUGUGUUCAACCCAUUGUGUGUUAA